UGUUAGGUUGGUAUGUUCGUUAAUAAUACCAAAACUCGCCAUUCGUUUCUCUCGUGACUAGAGCCGAGGACAGAAUUUUGACAGAAAAUGCAACCUCAAAUUAUUUUAUUAAAAGAAGGCACUGAGGAUGCCCAAGGAAAGCAGCAAAUCAUCUCCAACAUCAAUGCCUGUCAAGUGGUGGUCGAGGCAGUGCGCACCACCCUUGGCCCCAGGGGCAUGGACAAGCUGAUUGUCACCCAGAACGGCAAAGCUACCAUCUCCAAUGAUGGUGCCACGAUCAUGAAACUGCUCGACAUUGUCCACCCUGCAGCCAAAACAUUGGUUGACAUUGCGAAGUCACAAGAUGCUGAGGUUGGAGACGGAACUACCAGUGUUGUGCUGAUUGCUGGAGAAAUCUUGAAGCAGCUGAAGCCAUUUGUUGAAGAAGGUGUGCACUCACGAGUAAUCAUCAAAGCCCUGAGGAGAGCCACACAAGUUUCAGUUGAUGAAAUAAAAAAAUUAGCUGUCAAAAUCGAAAAGAGCAGCCCAGAGAGCACCAGGGAGCUGUUGAUCAAGUGUGCUGCCACAGCCUUGAGUUCAAAACUCGUCAGCCAGCAGAAGGGCUUCUUCAGCCAGAUGGUUGUUGAUGCAGUUAUGUCGCUUGAUGAUCUUCUGCCUCUAGAUAUGAUUGGCAUCAAGCAGGUCCAGGGGGGCGCUUUGGAGGAAUCGUUACUGGUCAAGGGAGUGGCUUUCAAGAAAACUUUUUCAUAUGCUGGAUUUGAAAUGCAGCCUAAGACUUACAAAAACCCCAAAAUCGCUUUGCUUAAUAUUGAACUGGAACUGAAGGCUGAGCGAGACAAUGCUGAGAUCCGGCUGGAGAGUGUUGAGGAGUACCAAAAGGUUGUUGAUGCUGAAUGGAGCAUUCUUUACGAGAAGCUAGACAAAAUCCAUAAGAGCGGAGCGCAAGUAGUUUUGUCCAAACUGCCCAUCGGAGAUGUGGCUACGCAGUAUUUCGCCGAUCGAGAUAUGUUCUGCGCCGGUAGGGUGCCUGACGAGGACUUGAAGAGGACCAUGAAGGCUUGUGGUGGUGCUGUAAUGUCCACAGCCCACGAUCUCAAUGAUUCUGCUCUUGGCGUAUGCGAGACCUUUGUUGAGACGCAGAUUGGAGGCGAAAGAUUUAACCUUUUAGAAGGCUGCUCUAAUGCGAGAACCUGCACUCUCAUUCUCCGCGGUGGUGCUGAACAGUUCCUUGAGGAGACAGAAAGGUCUCUCCAUGACGCAAUUAUGAUUGUGAGGAGAACUCUGAAGAAUGACGCUGUUGUCGCUGGUGGUGGAGCCAUUGAAAUGGAACUCAGCAAGAAGCUGCGCGAUGAAUCGAGGAUGAUCGCUGGCAAGGAGCAGCUGCUGAUUGGCGCCGUCGCCAAAGCUCUGGAAAUCAUUCCACGUCAGCUCGCAGAUAAUGCUGGCUUUGAUGCGACCAACAUUUUGAACAAGCUUAGGCAAAAGCACUCAAUGGGCAAGACUUGGUAUGGCGUUGAUAUCACCAAGGAAGACAUUUCUGACAACUUCGAAGCUUGCGUUUGGGAGCCAGCGGUCAUGAAAAUCAACGCUCUCACUGCUGCAUGUGAAGCCGCCUGCCUUAUCAUCUCGGUCGACCAAACGAUCAAGAACCCAAAGGCCGGUGACGGCGGACCACCAGGAGGCAUGGGCAGGGGGCGUGGAAGGCCCAUGUAAGGAGGCGAGUCUAUCUCAAUGAUCUUUUUACGCUAUUUUCAAAUUGUUGCACUAAACAGCUUAACUAAAACAGUGAUCGAAUGUCACACCACCAAUUCUUUAUUUUACCACAGUUAUGAUAAUAAUUUAUUAACGAGCCAAUUGCAACUGAAAUCAACACAAUGUUUUGUAACAAUUUCUGUUCCAAGGAUGCAUAAAUUGUGAUGCGCAAAUUUAAGAGGAAUAAAUUGUCAAAAGUAACUCAUCAA
Cloeon dipterum is the source of this 1961-nucleotide messenger RNA. RefSeq names its product chaperonin containing TCP1 subunit 7 (gene CCT7). The record is from RefSeq and is a predicted model, not a curated record. Bases 88 to 1713 code for a protein of 541 amino acids. The transcript is spliced from 9 exons. Gene Ontology annotation, biological process: protein folding. Gene Ontology annotation, molecular function: ATP-dependent protein folding chaperone; ATP hydrolysis activity; ATP binding. Gene Ontology annotation, cellular component: chaperonin-containing T-complex. Lineage: Eukaryota; Metazoa; Arthropoda; Insecta; Ephemeroptera; Baetidae.